AUGGAGAUACUCGAUACUACAGACAUGGAGGUUCUACUCGGCAUCACUGGCAAGGACUUCGUCAUUCUGGCGGCCUCCAAGGCUGCCAUGAGAGGCCCCACCAUCCUCAAAGCCGAAGAUGACAAGACAAAGCAGCUGAACGAACACAAUCUUAUGGCCUUCUCCGGAGAGGCGGGAGACACGGUACAAUUUGCGGAGUACAUCCAAGCCAACAUCCAACUAUACACGAUGCGGAACGAUACCGAGCUGGGUCCGAAUGCAGUUGCUAGCUUUGUUAGGGGAGAAAUGGCGCGGAGUCUGCGGUCUCGGAAUCCCUACACUGUCAACCUCUUGCUGGGAGGUGUCGAUCCCAUUACGCACAAGCCUCACCUAUACUGGAUUGAUUACCUGGCAUCACUGGCUCCUGUACCAUAUGCUGCUCACGGAUAUGCACAAUACUACUGUCUGUCCACCCUCGAUAAACACCACCACCCCGACAUUUCGCUCGAAGAAGGAAUGAAGCUCUUGGAAAUGUGCACAGACGAGUUGAAGCGCAGACUACCGAUCGAUUACAAGGGGGUUCUGGUGAAGAUCGUGACUAAGGACGGCGUGCAAGAAGUACCAUUCGAUAAUAACAGGAUUGUCAAGAGUGCCUAA
This is a messenger RNA of Aspergillus tubingensis, 636 nucleotides long. RefSeq names its product proteasome core particle subunit beta 4 (gene pre1). The record is from RefSeq and is a predicted model, not a curated record. Gene Ontology annotation, biological process: proteasomal protein catabolic process. Bases 1 to 636 code for a protein of 211 amino acids. Gene Ontology annotation, cellular component: proteasome core complex, beta-subunit complex; cytosol; nucleus. NCBI's taxonomy places the organism in Eukaryota, Fungi, Ascomycota, Eurotiomycetes, Eurotiales, Aspergillaceae. Gene Ontology annotation, molecular function: peptidase activity. The transcript has 6 exons.